CAGCCGUUGCUGACGUCACCAACCAGAAAGCCAUCUUGCAGUGUCGUUGCCUUCGAAGCAGCUCAGCUGAUAUAGAACUGUCGGAAGCGUUGUUGCUGUUAGCGUCGCCACCAUGAAUGUGACGCUAGCUGUAAAGCAGUACGUCUCCAAGAUGAUCGAGAACAGCGGACCCGGGAUGAAGGUGCUGCUGAUGGACCGAGAGACGACGAGCAUCGUCAGCGUGGUCUACACCCAGUCUGAGAUACUGCAGAAGGAGGUUUAUCUGUUUGAACGCAUUGACUCUCAGAACCGAGACAGCAUGAAACACCUGAAGGCCAUCUGCUUCCUCAGACCCACCAAGGAGAACGUCCAGCAUCUGAUCCAGGAGCUCAGGAGACCAAAGUACAGCGUCUACUUCAUCUACUUCAGUAACGUCAUCAGUAAAAGUGAGAUCAAAGCUCUGGCUGAAGCUGAUGAACAGGAGGUGGUGGCUGAAGUCCAGGAGUUUUAUGGAGAUUUCAUCGCUGUGAAUCCUCACCUGUUCUCCCUCAACCUACAGGGAGUCUCCCGGGGCCAGAGCUGGGAGCCCUCCAUGUUGGCUCGCAGCACCCAGGGUCUGACUGCCGUCCUCCUGGCUCUGAAGAAGUGUCCAAUGAUUCGCUACCAGUUGUCUUCAGACAUGUCCAAGCGUCUGGCUGAGAGUGUCAAGCAAAUUAUCACAAAGGAGUACGAGCUGUUUGACUUCAGGAAGACGGAGGUUCCUCCGCUGCUGCUGAUCCUGGACCGGAGUGACGAUGCCAUCACGCCUCUGCUUAACCAGUGGACCUACCAGGCCAUGGUCCAUGAGCUGCUGGGCCUGAACAACAAUAGAAUCGACCUCUCCAGAGUUCCAGGAAUCAGCAAGGACCUGAGGGAGGUGGUUCUGUCAGCAGAGAAUGACGAGUUCUACGCCAACAACCUAUACCUGAACUUUGGAGAGAUCGGCACCAACAUAAAGAACCUGAUGGAGGAUUUCCAGAAGAAGAGACCUAAAGGCCAACAGAAGCUGGAGUGCAUCGCUGACAUGAAGGCUUUUGUAGAUAACUACCCCCAGUUUAAGAAGAUGUCGGGCACCGUGUCCAAACACGUGACGGUCGUGGGUGAACUGUCUCGCUUGGUGUCUGAGCGUCAGCUCAUGGAGGUGUCGGAGGUGGAGCAGGAGCUGGCCUGUCAGAAUGACCACUCCAACGCCCAGCAGAGUGUUCGUCGUCUGAUGCAGAACCCCCGCCUCUCGGAGCUGGAUGCCGUCCGCCUCGUCAUGCUGUACGCGCUGAGAUACGAGCGUCACAGCAGCAGCAUCCUCCCAUCACUGAUGGACGAGCUGAGUCGGAGAGGAGUGUCUGAGCGCCACCGCAGGAUGGUUCAGGCCGUGGUGGAUUACGGAGGGAAGAGAGUCAGAGGAAGUGACCUCAUCACACCAACAGACGCUGUCGCCAUCACCAAGCAGUUCUUCAGAGGACUAAAGGGUGUGGAGAACGUGUACGCACAACACCAACCUCUACUUCAUGACACUUUGGAUCAGCUGAUCAAAGGCAGACUCAAAGACAGUCAGUUUCCAUAUCUGGGAGCCAGCAGCCUCAGAGACAGGCCUCAGGACAUCAUCAUGUUUGUGAUUGGUGGAGCCACAUAUGAGGAAGCACUCACUGUCUACAACCUGAACCGCAGCACACCUGGAGUUCGCAUCAUCCUGGGAGGAACCAACAUCCACAACACCAAGAGUUUUCUGGAAGAAGUAAUGUCUGCGACAAGUCACAGUUGCGACCGGUCACAAGGAAGCAGUCGCCAUGGCAACAGACGUUGACUCAAAGCCAGGUCAUUCAAAGGGAGGAAGUGCUAUUUUCAACGUCCAUAUCAGAUUUGUUCACAGGUGUUGCUCUUAUUUUGCUCUCCUUAUUCAAAGACAAACAGUGGUCUCUCUGAGGCCCCUACAGACCUGCAGCGGUUCAACAGGAGGUGGGCCAGAUGUUCUCCCAGCUUGGGCUCAGAGACUCUGUUCUGACCCGGUGUCAAGUCUGGCUCAAGUCUGUUAUUAUUGGGUGGGACGACCUAUUAAAUGGUUUAUUUAAAAACACCAAUAAACAUGUGACUGAUCA
Molecule: messenger RNA, 2111 nt
Organism: Betta splendens (Siamese fighting fish)
Lineage: Eukaryota; Metazoa; Chordata; Actinopteri; Anabantiformes; Osphronemidae
Gene: vps45
Product: vacuolar protein sorting 45 homolog
Exons: 15
Coding region: 113-1819 (568 amino acids)
Biological process (GO): intracellular protein transport; vesicle-mediated transport
Cellular component (GO): Golgi membrane
Source: RefSeq, a predicted model, not a curated record